This is a messenger RNA of Penaeus indicus, 2508 nucleotides long. Its product is annotated as ribosome-binding protein 1-like. NCBI's taxonomy places the organism in Eukaryota, Metazoa, Arthropoda, Malacostraca, Decapoda, Penaeidae. The record is from RefSeq and is a predicted model, not a curated record. Bases 1 to 1095 code for a protein of 364 amino acids. The transcript has 2 exons.
AUGGUUUCAGGAUGGCUAUGUCUCUCGGUGUUUCUAGUGUGUUGCUGCUCUCCCUUGCUGGGCGCCCCCCCGACCCCCACGCAGGAUGAGAGCGAAGCAUCGUCGCUGGUGAAGCGUUCGGCCGCCUACCCCCACGGGACAAUGCUGCGCUACUUCCUGAUGGCGAUGAGCAGCUCUGACGCCCCUCGCAGCCCGCCCGUCCUCGUCAACCGGCCCAUCAGAAGGCUCGGGUCAGAGUUCCUGGGGAAGAGGUCCUCGCCGCCUGCGGUGAGCCUCGAGCAAAGCGCCGAAGACACCCACGCCUGCGAGGACGAGACGUGCGCCGAGGAAGCCGAAGUCCAAGACGACCGCAGAAAAGAACAUCUGAGUUACACUGGGCAGUAUGACUACGACUACGACAACGGCGAUGACGACGGUGCGAACGACACGGCUAAGAGAGACUCACAGAUCGCCAAACCCAAGAAGAGAAAUAUUAGAGAUAGGGAAAACUUGAAAGAUCUCUUUUCGAUAUUGAUGUCAAAGAAAAUGGGGUCCGAGUUCCUGGGUAAGAGAAUGGGAUCUGAAUUCUUAGGUAAGAGAAUGGGAUCCGAGUUCCUAGGGAAGAGAAUGGGUUCGGAAUUCCUCGGGAAGAGAGGAAUGGGUUCGGAAUUUCUCGGCAAAAGAGCGAUGGGGUCCGAAUUCCUGGGAAAGAGAGUCACAGGGUCGGAAUUCGUAGGGAAGCGUGCCAUGGGAUCAGAAUUCCUGGGCAAACGUGCAAUGGGUUCCGAAUUCCUUGGGAAGCGCGCCAUGGGAUCAGAAUUCCUGGGGAAGAGAGCAAUGGGUUCAGAAUUCUUAGGGAAAAGAGCAAUGGGAUCGGAAUUCUUAGGGAAGAGAGCAAUGGGAUCGGAAUUCUUAGGGAAGAGAGCAAUGGGUUCGGAGUUCCUGGGUAAGCGAGCAAUGGGAUCGGAAUUCUUAGGGAAGAGAGCAAUGGGAUCGGAAUUCCUUGGCAAGCGAGCAAUGGGGUCAGAAUUCCUAGGAAAGCGAUUCGCACCAGAAGAUCUUGGCUCUGCAUCAGCCGACACGAAGAGAGCUGUAGGAUCAGAAUUCCUUGGGUGAAGUAGACACCGUACCAGAAGAUAAAGCGACCAAAGUUUAAUUCAUAUCAAAUAAGGCGGGAAAUUCCUUGACUGUGUUAAUUGUUAUUGAAACGAGGAAGUUCAUAAUUCUUUUCGUCUCCAAUGGAUUUCGAAUUUUCACCUUAUUUCCGUUUUUUUUUUUCUUUUCUUUUCCUGAACACUAUACCCGACAUCUGACAGCAGAUAUAGCAGCGCAUUUUGUCAUUUCCAAAAAGCCAUCAUUCACCUGCCAUGUGGAGGAGGGAUGGCGGGUGAUCGCGUUGGUUACCGGAAACAUCAGACUGACUGGAGGUUCCUUACUUAGCUACUUCUGUGUGGCAUUUGUAAUUACAAAACAAUAAUGAUAACAAUAAUAUCGAAAGAAUUUAAAGACCAUGUAACUAUUGUAAAGACAUGUUAGUGCCAUUUAUUUUUGUAAAAUGCUUAUGAUCGUUCACUGGACGAGUCCUAAUGUAGCGAAACGAUUCAAUAAAAUUCUUUGUCAUCCCUCAAAUUCUUCUAAUCAAGAUUGGUUCUUGCGUGUGUGGACAGCACAAGUCAUGGCUACGUGGUUGUUAAUUAACGUGAUAGCAAUAGAGUAAGAAGAUACGCAAUGCAGAUUCAUUUACUGAUAUAUUAAAGUGGUACAUCGCUAUUGUUACAUUCAUUAUACUUUGAAUGAUCAUAUACCUAAGGACAAAUUGUAAUCUUUGUCUUCAUUUCUGAAAAAGUAAGUUAUUGCAUUUGGAGUGUGGCAUACUUUAUCCUUCUCAAAAUAAAUCGUGAAACCGCAACAUUACUUAUUGUUGAUGAUUCUAUUUCAGUGCCCCCUUUACUUGCAUAAACUUCCCAUUUUCUCAUCCAUUAACUUCUACUAUCACUGAUUCUUUUAAUGGUUGGCGGCUGGCAGCUAAAUGUAUGUAUUUUACCGUUUAACAUAACUAAGCGUGGCAAAAGUUCAGAUAAUUUGAAUAUGAAUUCCGAAACCGUUCGUUUUAAUGAUUUUUGUUUCGCCCAUUUUCUCUAUCCUUAUCCCCCAUCCUCUCUCUCAAAUGCGAUGAUGGCUGGGUUUCUAUAUAUAUUUUUUCCCUUUUUCAUUCAACUAUUGUAGCUUUGGAUGAGGGAUAAGGCUAGAGCUGACUAAAUUCUAAUAUAUAUAUAUUCUCUCUACAAGAAAUAAGGGGUUAACAACAUCAUGCAGAGCUAAAUUAAGAUCUAUACUGUUUUGUCCUCGCGCGCAGUCCACCACAAAAAGUUUCCGGUGCAUUCAUGUGCGUUGUGAUACAAAUGUAUUGGUUGUGAAUAUGUCUGGACACACUUUGCAGACAUAUCCAGUGGAGUCCACAGGUUGGAGGAUUUUGCCCGAUAAUCCUGUAUAUAGGCGACAAUUACAACUAACCAUAAUAAAGUAUGA